CUACCUGUGCUACCAUGCUCCAACCCUCCAGUCCCUCCGUGUCACCACUCUGGAGUCAAGAUGAGUGCUGAUUAUUUUGGAUUCUCCUGGUUGCGCAGCGAUCAUCAGCAGAGAAGUAAAAAUGAUGUGGUUCUCAACAAUGCAGCGGAUAUAUCGGUUAUCGUGAUUUACUUUUUGGUUGUUCUCGCAGUGGGAGUAUGGGCUAUGGUUCGAACCAACCGAUCCACAGUGGGUGGAUUCUUCCUGGCUGGACGCAGCAUGGUGUGGUGGCCGAUUGGAGCAUCCCUUUUUGCUAGCAAUAUCGGCAGCGGCCAUUUUGUUGGCAUCGCCGGUACAGCUGCUGCGGGAGGGAUAGCCAUCGGUGGAUUUGAAUGGAAUGCGCUUGUCGUGGUGGUCAUUUUAGGAUGGCUCUUCGUUCCUAUCUAUAUCAAAGCCGGGGUGGUGACCAUGCCAGAGUAUCUGAAGAAACGGUUCGGAGGCCAGCGCAUUCGUGUCUACCUCUCUGUGCUGUCCCUCUUCCUGUAUGUCUUCACCAAGAUCUCCGCAGACAUGUUCUCAGGGGCUAUCUUCAUCAACCUAGCAUUGGGACUCAACAUCUACCUGGCCGUCAUAUGUCUUCUACUGAUAACUGCUCUGUACACAGUCACAGGGGGCCUGGCCGCAGUCAUCUACACAGACACCCUGCAGACCAUCAUCAUGGUGGUGGGAUCCUUCAUCCUCAUGGGCUUCGCAUUUAACGAGGUGGGGACCUACGACGACUUUCAGAGGCUGUACAUGCAGGCCGUGCCCAACAUCACCGGUAAUAUCAGCGCUGAGUGCUACGAGCCCCAGGCCGACUCCUUCCACAUCUUCAGGGACGCCGUCACAGGGAACCCGCCAUGGCCAGGCCUGAUAUUUGGACUGACCAUCCAGGCCGUCUGGUACUGGUGCACGGAUCAGGUCAUUGUCCAGCGCUGCCUCUCGGCCAAGAACCUGUCCCACGUGAAGGCGGGCUGUAUCCUGUGUGGCUACCUGAAGCUCCUGCCCAUGUUCCUCAUGGUGUUCCCCGGCAUGAUCAGCAGGAUCCUCUACCCCAACGAGAUUGCGUGCGUGGAUCCCGAUGAAUGCCUGAAGUUCUGUGACGCCAGCGUGGGCUGCACCAACCUCGCCUACCCCAAGCUGGUGGUGGACCUCAUGCCCAACGGUCUGAGGGGUCUCAUGCUGUCGGUGAUGCUGGCGUCCCUGAUGAGCUCCCUGACCUCCAUCUUCAACAGUGCCAGCACCCUGUUCACCAUGGACAUCUACACCAAGUUCCGCCGCACCGCCUCCGAGAAGGAGCUCAUGCUCGCUGGCAGGGUGUUCAUGCUGGCCCUCAUUGGCGUGAGCAUCGCCUGGAUCCCCAUCGUCCAAUCGGCGCAGAGCGGCCAGCUGUUUGACUACAUCCAGUCCGUCACCAGCUACCUGACCCCGCCCAUCGCCGCCGUCUUCAUUCUCGCCGUCUUCUGCAAGCGUGUCAACGAAACGGGUGCGUUCUACGGCCUAAUGAUCGGCCUGGCCAUCGGCCUCUCCCGGAUGAUCGCCGAGUUCGCCUUCGGGACGGGAACCUGCGCCCAGCCCAGCGACUGUCCCGAAAUCAUCUGUGGCGUGCACUACCUCUACUUCUCCAUCAUCCUCUUCAUCAUCUCCUGCAUCCUCAUCGUGGGAAUCUCCCUGGCAACCAAGCCUAUCGACGACAAACACUUGUACCGGCUGUGCUGGAGUCUCAGAGACCGCACGGAGGAGCGGAUCGACCUGGAGGAAGAAGACUGGGUCGACAACCAGGACUCGGCCUCCAUGGAUGUGGAAGAGCCGUCGGAGGCGCCCGGCAUGUUCAAGAAGGCCCUGAUGUGCUUCUGCGGCCUGGAGACAGAGAAGGCCCCCCGCCUCAGUGCGGAGGAACAGGCGGAGAUGCAGAGGAAGCUAACGGACACCUCGGAGAAGCCUCUGUGGAGGAACAUCGCCAACGCCAACGCCCUCAUCCUGCUGUGCGUCUGCGUCUUCCUCCACGGCUUCUUCGGCUGAGGACGCCGAUACGUGGAUGCGUUUUUCUCCCUGAGAAUGACCUGAUUGGCAGCCGGUCAGGGGACUGAACUCGGGACAAAGUGACUCUCUCUCUCUCUCUCUCUCUCCGUCUCUCUCUGUCUCUCUCCCUUUCUCUCUCUACCUCUCUGUCUCUCUCUCCUUCUCCCUCUCCCUCACCCUCUCUCUCUCUCUCUCUCUCUCUCUCUCUCUCUCUCUCUCUCUCUCUCUCUCUCACUCUCUCUACCACUCUCUUUCUGACUCUCUGUCUCUGUCUCUCUCUCUCUCUCUCUCUCUCUCUCUCUCUCUCUCUCUCUCUCUCUACCUCUCUUUCCUUCUCUCUCACUACCAGUCUGUUUCUUUCUCUGUCUGUCUCUCUACCACUCUUGCUCACUCUCUCUCUCUCUCCACACACACACACACACACACACACACACACACACACACACACACACACACACACACACACACACACACACACACACACACACACACACACACACACACACACACACACACACUUGCACGAAUACAAGCACUCAUGCACGCCCACACACAAACACUGCACUCCCUUAAACGUAUGUGUUGUGGUUAUCGGAUGUAUAUAUAUAUAUAUAUAUAUAUAUAUAUAUAUAUAUAUAUAUAUAUCUGCUCAUUGUUGUAAUAUGAAGUAAAAUCUGAAUCUGGUAUUAUUUUAUUGCUGCAUAUUAUUAUAUAAUAUGUAAGACGUAACCGUAUUUUACAGUACUAAUCAAAAAUCUGUAAAUCAUUAGGUAUUGUAUAGGAUCCUUCGGUUUUGAUUUUGGAUGUGAUCUGUAAUUAUUGCAUAGAACACAUUCACUAUAAAUACUACAGUUUGACGUUGUGAAUAAAACCUCCCUGUUAUUAACUCA
Gadus macrocephalus (Pacific cod) is the source of this 2930-nucleotide messenger RNA. It is a transcript of the gene slc5a1, whose product is annotated as solute carrier family 5 member 1. Gene Ontology annotation, molecular function: D-glucose:sodium symporter activity. Gene Ontology annotation, biological process: sodium ion transport; transmembrane transport. The record is from RefSeq and is a predicted model, not a curated record. The coding region runs from base 61 to 2040 and encodes 659 amino acids. Gene Ontology annotation, cellular component: plasma membrane. The transcript is spliced from 15 exons. NCBI's taxonomy places the organism in Eukaryota, Metazoa, Chordata, Actinopteri, Gadiformes, Gadidae.